Haliotis rufescens (red abalone) is the source of this 792-nucleotide messenger RNA. RefSeq names its product NXPE family member 3-like. The transcript has a single exon. NCBI's taxonomy places the organism in Eukaryota, Metazoa, Mollusca, Gastropoda, Lepetellida, Haliotidae. Bases 1 to 792 code for a protein of 263 amino acids. The record is from RefSeq and is a predicted model, not a curated record.
AUGUUUGUGAAAAAUGUCAGCACGACCUCCUGGAUUACUCUUCCCAGGUCAAAUUCCAGGGAGCAACAAGAUGUCAACUAUACAAGACCAUGCUUGCAGUUGGCAACAACACAUGAAAGAGACGCAGCAGGAUCUGAACGGAUGGUAUCAACCUUAAUACCGAGGCAAUAUCCCAAACUGUAUCUGACAGAGGGAGAACUGCUCAGUGACGGUUCAUUCCUGCACAGUAAGGACAUGGCGGAUGGUUUGUUUUCAACAGUAAGUAUCAUUGGUGACCGAUCAUUAUUUUCCCUUGGCGAAAGCAUCAAAGUACAAAUUGACUUACUCAAGGGAAAUAAUGACCGAAAACAUAUUGGCGGUGAUUAUAUCAGAUUGUGGAUGGAAGAUCAAAACAAUGGCGCCUUUGUUUCCGGUAACGUCAUUGACCACAGGAACGGAAGUUACACUGGUGUUUUGAAGGCAUUGUGGGUAGGACAGGCGAUCAUCCGGGUGUUUCUAGCCGGGACAAGGGAAGAGAUCCUCCUGUAUUAUAAACUGUACGAGCUGUACUCCAGCAUGUGGACCAUCAAGGCAGGAUUUGUAGCUGGGAACAUCUCAGAAAGGACACAGUGUUCCACUGUGGCAUUUGACGGUGACAUGUGUAAUAUGACAUCACAGAACGGUGGUUUACCCUGGUUCUGUAAGAAACCAUUAAAUAUACACCUGGCAUGUGAAACCUGGAGGACUACUUCGUCUAAGGUGAAAGCAGAUUUCUAUCUGGAUCCUAACGAAAAGGACAUUUAUGAAAUGUAA